Molecule: messenger RNA, 1122 nt
Organism: Mercenaria mercenaria
Lineage: Eukaryota; Metazoa; Mollusca; Bivalvia; Venerida; Veneridae
Exons: 3
Coding region: 70-1032 (320 amino acids)
Source: RefSeq, a predicted model, not a curated record
CAUAACGCCGACGUCCAAACUGAACGCUAGCAACGAUCUAAACUAGCUGUAAACAAAUACGCACAGAGAAUGUUUCGGAAUUUUUAUGCAGAACAGAAAAUGGCAGACCCUAGAGACAGUUGGUAUAAGCCAAACCUGCUCUACAAUAUUCAUUACAGACCUCCUAAUCCACCAACACCGCCGACACCACCAAAGAUGCUUGUACUUACAAGGGAAUUCAACCCAAGUGUAUGCACUUGCGGUGAACACAGUUGUGUCCCACAUUACAGGAUGGAGAGGGAAGUCAUUUGGUCAAGUAAGAAGGCCAUAAACGAGGCAGAGAGGGAGCUAAAGGAAGAUAUUCAAGCUGAGAGAAGUGCCAACGCGCAUAGGGAGCUAAAGGAAGAUAUUCAAGCUGAGAGAAGUGCCAAUGCGUAUAGAAAGCUAAAGGAAGAUAUUCAAGCUGAGAGAAGUGCCAACGCGCAUAGGGAGCUAAAGAAAGAUAUUCAAGCUGAGAGAAGUGCCAAUGCGUAUAGGGAGCUAAAGGAAGAUAUUCAAGCUGAGAGAAGUGCCAAGGCUCAUAGUGAGCUAAAGGAAGGUAUUCAAGCUGAGAGAAGUGCCAAGGCGCAUAGUGAGCUAAAGGAAGAUAUUCGGGCUGAGAGAAGUGCCAAGGCGCAUAGUGAGCUAAAGGAAGAUAUUCGAGCUGAGAGAUGUGCCAAGGCAAAAAUUGAGAGCAUCGUUGACGUAGAUGAUGACAGUUGUGAAGACAUAAUUGAAUACGACGAUCCCAAAAGUAAAGAUUACGAAGAAUGGAAGAUGAGGAAUGAUACCAGAAGUAGAUGCAGUGACAGAGAUGGCCUUUCCAACAGCUUGCCUAGAUUCGAUGACCAUUCACAGCAAGAAAAACCAGAUACGAACGUGUUACACACAGCUGGUACUGCCGUUGGACUGGAGGAGGCAGAUAACGAAGACUUUGGUUCAGCUUUUGGCAUUAUGAGUGUGUACUGUGACAGUGAACUACAUACAUGGAACUGGAAGAAUGAGUUCCCCUAGUGAAACGUUCAGUUGUGAAAUAUUACAGAUAAUAAUUUACAAAAACAUAUUUUUACUUUUUAACGUUAAAAUAAAAUGUUCCCAAUGUUU